AUGGACAUCGUGGUGGGCGCGCUGUCGGGCAUGGUGGACGCGCUGCCGGGGAAGCUCGGCGAGCUGCUGGAGCAGGAGUAUGCGCUGCUCUCCGGCGUCCGCGGAGAUGUCGUCUUCCUCAAGGAGGAGCUGUCAAGCAUGCGCGCCGCCAUCCACCACUGCGAGUCCCUCGACCACCACGACUCCCAGACCACUGGAUGGAUCGGCCUCGUCCGCGAGGUCGCCUACGACAUCGAGGACUGGGUUGACCUCUUCGGCAUCCGCGUCAACGGCGGCGCCCAAUCCACUUCCGGGUUUCGUUCCUGGAUUCGCCGCUGUGUGGACAAGUUAACGGCGCUCCCCGCCCGCCACACCAUCGCGAGCGAGCUCCAGGGCCUCAAGGAGCGCGUUCUUGAGAUUAGCGAGCAGCGGAAUCGCUACAGACUCGGCGCGAUGGUUGGCACCACCUCGCAACAUGCCCAUGUUCCCAGGCUUUCUGCGCUCUUCGUCGACCCCGACAGCCUCGUCGGCUUGGAUGGGAAAGUGGAGGAUGUGUCCAAGACGGCCAUGGACGCCGGCGCCACUAAUGAGCUGAAAAUCGUCUCCAUUGUCGGGAUGGCCGGCUCAGGGAAGACGACGCUCGCCAAUGCAGUGUACCAGCGUCUUCAAGCAGACAACACCUUCCAGUGCUCUGCUUUCGUCUCCAUCGGACCGAAGGCGGACAUGGUGAAGACAGUCAAGGACAUGCUCUCAAAACUCGGCGAACGGCACCGAGGGGGCGAGGACAUUAGCCAACUCAUCCACAGGGUCAGAGAAGUACUGGAGAAGAAGAGGUACCUCAUUGCGAUUGAUGAUCUAUGGAGUAGUGAACAAUGGGGAGCAAUAUGGUGUUGUUUUCCAGACAACAGUCUUGGUAGUAGGAUAAUCACCACAACAAGGAAUGAUGCGUUGCCCACCAAUCAUCAUUCCGGUUCAAGCAAAUUUGUCCACAAGAUCGGCCUCCUUACUGACAAUGAAGCCAAGCAAUUGUUUCUGAAGAAAGCUUUCAGCAGUCGGAAUGAUUGUCCACAACAUCUGGAGGAUGCUUUUACAAAGGUUCUGAGAAGGUGUGCUGGCCUGCCACUUGCUGUGGUUAGCAUAGCAGCCAAGUUAGCAUACAAGCAAUCAAGAGAUGAAUGGGAAAAGCAUGGAUUGAACUUGCUAUGCAGUUCACAUCCAGAUGGGUUAGAUGGGCUGAAGCAAAUACUCGAUCUUAGUUACAACGAUCUACAGCCACAUCUCAGGUCAUGUUUGCUGUAUCUGAGCAUAUUUCCUGAGAAUUCAGAGAUUGAGACAGAGCGCCUAGUGAGGCGAUGGAUCGCCGAAGGAUUCAUCGCUGGAAGCAAAGAGGAGACAGCAAUCAGUUACUUGAAUGAGCUAAUUGGCAGAAACUUGGUACAACCAUUGGGUCUGAACCAUGAUAGUAUCCCAAGGCGUUGCAGAGUCCACCCAGUGAUAUAUGAUUUCAUUGUUUGCAAGUCCAUGGAAGACAACUUUGCCACUCUGACAGAUGCUCAACAUGUCCCAAACAACAACAGAACUGUCCGUCGGCUAUCCCUGAAUUUGAAGAACAAUAGCAAGGAAGAUCAACCUGCAGCUCGAAAUGAGUCUACUGACUUAACUCAUGCUCGCUCAGUCACUGUCUUUGGUCACGCCAGUGCCACCCCUCAUCUGACUGAUCUGAAAGUUGUGCGUGUGCUGGACCUCGAAGGCUGCAAUGGUCCUGUGUGCUUGGAUGGCCUAUGCCAGCUGGUGCUGCUGAGGUACCUGAGCCUCAAAGGCACUGAUACCAGUGAACUCCCACCAGCAAUUGGGGAUCUAAGGUGCUUGGAGACACUUGAUGUGAGGUCAACAAAGGUGGAAGAGCUGCCUCCCAGUAUUGUCAGGCUGGAAAAGCUAAUGCAUUUGCUUGCUGGGAAUGCCAAGCUGCCUGGCGGGAUGGAUAAGAUGAAAGCCAUGCGGUCAUUGUCAUGCGCUGGUAUCACGAAGAGCUCUGCCAACGUCGUGGAAGAGUUCAGUAAGGACGAUAACUUGAGGGAACUGGAACUGUAUUACUAUGCAACUGAAAAGCCUGGAAAUGAGAAGCAAAUCAUGUUCCCCGUUGAUAGGCUCCAGACUGUUAAACAACUGUGCAUCCGGUGCACAUCACCAUCAGUGACAUUUGAGCCCCGUGUACUGCCAAAGAUCCAAGCACUUGAGCUGAGGUUCGAGAAAGGCCGGGCUGAUGACAUGAGUGGCAUGUCUGGCUUAGAGCAUCUGUCGAGCCUGAAGCAUUUGGUCCUCGAGUUUGAGAAGCAUGAUGCGGGCGCCAUGGCGACAGUUGAUGCAGUGAGGAAGGCUGCUGAGGCGCUCCUUCUAGAUCAUCAAUGUAUCACUAUAAAGGUGGAUGGGAAGAACUACUAA
This is a messenger RNA of Miscanthus lutarioriparius, 2421 nucleotides long. Lineage: Eukaryota; Viridiplantae; Streptophyta; Magnoliopsida; Poales; Poaceae. The record is from the annotation of a GenBank genome assembly.